AAAGAGUGGUGUGAGAAAGAAAGAAGAGAGAGCGAUGAAGAGAGAAAACGAGAAGAGCGAUUGAGAGAGGGACUACUCCUUCUUUGCAGACUGAUGAUUCAGACCUUGUCUGCAGUUCAGAGCGAAAAGAGAGAGGAACCAAGGUACCCGCGAUUUACUGUAGAUCUCAAGAACUUCAGAAAGAGAAUCUCCCACUCACAGAAUCAUCCAACAGAAAAGCACCACCAAAGACGAGGUAACCAUGACCAUCAACACCACCCAUAACUGCACCGAGCCCCAGAUUAACCUUAUUUUCGUGGGGGUCUACGUCAUUGUCUUCACCGUCGGCCUCUUCCUCAAUCUCACAGCACUGGUAGUCUUCUUCUGUUAUACCAAGUUGUGGUCCCACACCAUGGUCUACAUGACAAACCUGGCCAUCGCAGACCUCCUCCUGGUCCUCACUCUGCCCCUGAGGAUCUACUACCAUCUGGGCUUGUCCGGGUUACCUCAGGUCUUGUGUGAAGGGAUGGGCCUGGUUCUUCUGGUCAACAUGUAUGGCAGCAUAUUCCUCCUCACCUGCAUGUGUUUCGACCGCUGCAUGGCCGUGUGCCUACCCAUGUUGUCCUGGGUCCAGGAGGGGCGUAAGAAAGCCCCGCUGGUCUGCCUUGGGGUGUGGCUGCUCACCGCAGGCGCCAGCCUCCCCAUCUACAUCUCCAAACGCAGAGAGGUGUCCAAUGACAUCGAGGUCAAUUGUUUCGGGAACCUCCCAGUCUACGCCAUGCAGCCCAUGGCGGUCGCCUCGACUUUAACCGUCGGCUUCGGCAUCCCCUUAUUGGUGAUGUUAGUCUGUUCCUGGGCAUUGAUCCAGGCCAUCACAAGGAGCUCCAUAGCCCAAACAGACUUCAUCGACUCUGGGAAGAUUCAGAGGAUGAUCACCAUCAGCCUGGUGAUAUUCCUCAUCUGUUUCCUGCCCUAUCAUGGGACUCUGGCCCUCCUCUAUGUCCAUAGGGAGGCGAUAACAUGCCCCCUUCUGGCAGCAUACCACUAUAGCCUAAUGGUGGCCUGUCUGAAUGCCAUGUUGGACCCACUAGCCUACUACUUCACAACAGAGACGUUCAGGAGGAAGAUGGAUAAGGAUUCUGUCAGAAGGAUGUUCCCUGUAAACAGUCACAGCUCUGAGGGGAUCAACACGAGGGGAUCCAGGGGACCUGUCAAUACCUGAAAGACUUUAAAUAUAGUUCAAAUGUGGAGUCUUUAUAACAAUUGUGAAUUCAUAAAAGGAUCCACAGGCAUACGAUUCUCAUUGAACUUUUAUCCAAUGAAGCCUCGUCUACAGAGCUGCAUCGGUUAUUGACAUUUGCAGAUGUUACACAUGAGGCUAAAUGAUGCAGGCCCAGGUGUCCAUGGCUCAAAUGGUGUCGGGAUCUACUAAUUCCUGCUGGGUCUUUGCUUUGGGAAUCCUGUUUUGUUGACUUUUCAGCCUUUCACUGACAUUAAUUGGUUGAUGAAGAGUAGCUAACUAAACUUUCUGAUGAAAUACACCAACAGAGUGGACAGAGGCCAGGCUUUGUGUAAUUCAGCUCCAACUACAUUGAUUCACCCAAGGUCAAUGCUUAAACAUUUUGUAAUUAUGAAACGCUUACCUUUUAUGUCUAUGUUUGUACUCUUUAGUUGCGUGCCUUUCUUUGUUUGCUGAAAUCCAUGCUUUUUCAAGAAACAAUCAAAUACAACCACCGACUGUUUGCUCAUUGCUGUUGCUCUAAGAUGGCAACUCAGCCCAAAUGCACGUGCCAAUUGAAUCUCAACAAGGAAACGGUCGGUGGUCGGAAACUUCCUUCACCACGAAGUGGAGUUUAGUCAGUUAGAUGAAGAGUAGACCCAAGGUAAUGUGGAGAACCAGUUUAUGGCUUCCAUGGACUGGAUAGCUGGAGUUGAUCUACCCUGAAUUUUGUUUUUUCGUAUGUUGCGAACGUGCAACACGAACAGUGACAAAUGAACUGGCGGAGAUGGCGUGAGAUGUAGCCACUGAACAAACAGUGCCAAUAUAUCCUCCAAACACUGGCUUCGAGGGCAUUAUCACUUUUAUACAGCGGGUUACCAACAUAUUCAAAGAAUAAUUUACAUAUUUUAAUUGAAAAAGUUAUUUGGAUUCAUUUAUUCGUUCUAUCGGUUCGGUUGCCAGAGACGCGACCCAGUCGUUUAGUCUUUUUGUUCUGUGUCUAUGGACACAGCCAAGUUGUUCGUUCUAAAUGUUCCAUUGCCAUACUGACUGGCAACACUCGUAUCCCUUGCUUGCUAGCAGGCCCACUACGGCUAACUUACAGUCACGUCAAAAAGUGCAGUCAGAAUAACAGCAAAGUAGCUGCAUUUUCAUUUGUUCAAGCUGUUUUCUAAUGACAUUUAUUUGGAUACAUCCAUAACAAUGAGCUAAUGAGGCGCGAUUUCGCCUGACAUAGAAUAUGUGCUCACUCGUCAGGACACUGUUGUUCAGAGGAGCCAGCCAACAACACAGUUAACACAAUCUUCUCAAACUGAGGCUGGAAAAACUGGAAACUAGCUGCACUUCAUUGCAUUUUACCUUUUUUCAAUUGACAUUUAUUUCUUUGUAUAUAUCCAUACAAAUGAUGCCAGCUGAUUCAGGAUUUCGACUG
Messenger RNA from Oncorhynchus tshawytscha (Chinook salmon), 2630 nucleotides. Its product is annotated as lysophosphatidic acid receptor 6. The transcript is spliced from 7 exons. The record is from RefSeq and is a predicted model, not a curated record. Gene Ontology annotation, molecular function: lysophosphatidic acid receptor activity. Gene Ontology annotation, biological process: positive regulation of Rho protein signal transduction; phospholipase C-activating G protein-coupled receptor signaling pathway. Gene Ontology annotation, cellular component: membrane. Bases 242 to 1201 code for a protein of 319 amino acids. NCBI's taxonomy places the organism in Eukaryota, Metazoa, Chordata, Actinopteri, Salmoniformes, Salmonidae.